AUUGAUUUGUGGUGAUUACAUGUAUAUAUAUACAAGAGGUCUCAAUCUUAAUUAUAGUAAAAGAGACAUAGUAAGAAGGCAAUACAGUUAUGGUAACAAAAUAAUACAAGAAUAUUAAAUAUAUAAAUAAUACUCCUUCGUACUAAAACUUUCUUCCCAGAGCACUAUUCCAACUUCACGAGAUUUAUUUGUGUUUUUUCAUGGUCUAUAUGAUAAAACAAAAUAUUCUUGUCACCACUUGUUUUGUUAAACUUUUGACGUAGUUUUUAAAUAUGUAUGUUUUAUUUUUUAUUUCUAUACCAAUAUUUAAAUAAAAUAGAUUAAACAUGCAGUACGGAGGGAGUAUAUUUAACAUGCUCCUGGCUAUGUCGGAUGUGGAAGCAGUCUGAUGCCCAAGCUAUUUUUGAAAUCAAGAAACAAAAGUGAAGGGAAAGACAAGAGUGUCAUGUUGGAGAGGUUGCUGCAGCUCAAGGAGGACUGGAGGAGGUUGCAUACUCAAGUGGUUUCCACUACGGCACUUGCUACGACCCUUUACACAGCCUCUGCACUGGAUCGAGAGGUAGUGGCCUGUCGUUUGGACGACCAGGAAGGAAACAAGAUUAUCCCCCAAAAACACACGAUAGCCUGAAGUGGAAUGCCCGAUAUCCGGGAAACUGGCCCGAUCGGCAUCAGAGUAAGCCUAUAGGUAGUCUGUGGCAGAAGGCGUCAAAUGGAUGCCAAGAGUAGUAGUGCCACUCAGGUAACGUAAGACACGCUUCAUGGCAGUGAGAUGGGCGUUGCGAGGUGCAUGAAAAUGAAGGCAGAGCUGCUGAACCACAUAGGUGAUGUCGAGGCGAGUGAAGGUAAUAUAUUGUAUGGCACCUACAAUGGACCUGAAGAGGGACAGAUCUGAGAGUACCGUGCCUGUGGAGGAGGACAAUUUUGCCUUUGCAUCAACCGACGUAGUGAUAGGGCGACAAGAGACCAUCCCAGCACGCUCAAGUAUGGCAUGUACGAACUGAGUCUGGUGAAGAAAGAGCCCUGUAGUGGUACGAUGAACAUUGAUGCUAAGAAAGAAGCUAAGUGCAAAUCCCCCAUGUCAGUCAUGGCAAAUUCGGUUUUGAGCAGGUGGAUGAGCUGAGCACACCCUGUCACUAGCUCAAAAGCACUCAAAAAGUAUAUUUAAAACUAUAACAUAAACAUUUUCAAAUAUCCUAAACAUUUUGUUCAUAUGUAGUUUCAUGGUGGGCCUUAGGUCCACCAUAGAUUUUUCUUAACAAUAACAACAACAAUAGCAAUAAAAAUAACAAUAAUAAUAGAAUUGUAGCAAAAUUAAGUUCCAUAAAACAUGAGCUAUCACAAGUAUUAGGUUCAUGAUAACAAUUUCAGUUUGCAACAAUUAUCACUUUUUUGUGGCAAUGAUUUUGUUUGGGACAAGCUUUUGUUGGGAAAAUAACCUCAAUUUUCUAGCGGAAGCAAUUAAUAAUUUUCCCGUCUUUGUGUUGUCAAAAUGGGCAAAAUAAUAUGACCGAUCAAGAAUAGCAAACACGACAACAAGCAAUCAAUCAAACGAUAAACGAACACCAAGAUUUAACGUGGAAACCCCAAAUCGGGGAGAAAACCACGAAGCCUUCCACUAAUCACCAAGAAAAAUCAGUGGAUACACCAAGAAUUCUUUCUAAAUCAAUUAGAGGUAUACACAAUCAUCAAGCAACAACUUGGAACACCAAACAACAAUAAUCUUCACUCAAAAGUGAGAAAUCCCCAAUAAAAACGCAGCAGUAAACAGAGGCAAUUUUACCGACAUCGAGAGAUCAAAACAACAAUCCCACCGUUGGAUAUGAAGAAGAGGAUCUCAGGAACAACAUACUAAAAUUUCAUCCCGAUCGGAGCUCGUUUGGUCGUCGAUCGGAGCACAAAACCAGG
Molecule: messenger RNA, 1905 nt
Organism: Cuscuta campestris
Lineage: Eukaryota; Viridiplantae; Streptophyta; Magnoliopsida; Solanales; Convolvulaceae
Source: the annotation of a GenBank genome assembly